AAUUGUUUUACAUGGAAAGUAAUGUAAUUAAUUAAAUAACAUUUAGAAUAAUAAAUAUUAAUUUGACUCAGGUGAGAUUCUUAUUUAAAAUUUGCAGAUCUCGAGCACACCACAACGCAAGGCAUGAAAAAGGAGUUUGAGCGCGUGUGCAGAAGAGGAAAGGGUGAGAAGAACCAAACUCUGCCAUUGAUUUGUUGUCAUCUUCACAACAACAAUUCUGCUUCUGCAAGUCACUGAUAAGAAAUGGAUCAAACCAAUCACCCGAAGGAGUUGUUCAUGUAUUUUCUUAACCAAUUGAAGAGUGUAGCUCACAGCACCUCUGCAUAGAGCUCAAGCGUCGUGUCUACUACAACAUUGCCUGAUCUGCGUUUAUUUUUCAAGAGGAGAGCCAUGGAUGCCAGUGAUUACUGUGGAGCACCAAAAAAUCCCAAGGGAAAGUACGGAGCUACGAUAAUUUGUUUCAUUCUUGGAAUUGGGUCCCUUGUUUCCUGGAACAGCAUGUUGACUAUAGGAGAUUACUAUUACACACUGUUCCCCAAAUACCAUCCUGCAAGGGUACUUACCUUGGUCUACCAACCAUUUGCAAUUGGAACAAUGAUAAUACUGGCUUACUAUGAGUCGAAGAUCAAUACUAGAAAGCGGAAUUUGGCUGGAUUCACUCUUUUCUUCUUUAGCACUUUCUUUGUUCUUGUUGUGGAUCUAGCAACAUCAGGGAAAGGUGGAAUUGGACCUUAUAUUGGUAUAUGUGUGCUUGCUGCUUGUUUUGGAGUAGCAGAUGCUCUAGUCGAAGGUGGCAUGGUAGGAGAUCUAUGUUUUAUGUGCCCUGAGUUUAUCCAGUCCUACCUUGCUGGUUUGGCAGCAUCAGGGGCUCUAAUUUCUUUUUUGAGAAUGUUGACCAAGGCAGCUUUCGAGAAAUCUAGUCAUGGACUUCGCAAGGGAGCAAUACUAUUCUUGGCAAUUUCCUCAUUCAUUGAGUUAGUUUGUAUCUUCCUGUAUGCAAUCUACUUCACCAAAUUGCCCAUAGUGAAAUAUUACCGUUCAAAAGCAGCAUUAGAGGGAUCAAAAACUGUUGCAGCUGACCUUGCUGCUGCUGGAAUUAGUACAAACACUAAAGAUCAAGGUGGAUAUGAUGAUAAGCAACAAGAGCGGUUGAGCAACAAACAAUUAUUUCACGAGAAUCUUGAUUAUGCAGUUGAUUUAUUUUUUAUAUAUGCGGUAACACUGUCAAUCUUCCCUGGAUUUUUGUAUGAAAAUACGGGCACCCAUCGGUUAGGCACAUGGUACGCAGUUGUUUUGAUAGCUAUGUAUAAUAUAGUGGAUCUCAUAUCAAGAUAUAUUCCCCUUGUGCCAUGUCUGAAGUUGGAAUCCAGAAAGGCUCUACUGAUAGCAGUCUUUUCUCGAUUCUUGUUGAUUCCAGCAUUCUACUUUACAGCAAAAUAUGCUGACCAAGGAUGGAUGAUUUUGCUCACCUCCUUUCUGGGACUUACCAAUGGCUAUCUCACUGUGUGUGUUCUUACUGUGGCACCAAGAGGUUACAAGGGUCCAGAGCAGAAUGCUUUGGGUAAUUUGCUUGUCUUAUGUCUUUUAAGUGGCAUAUGCGCUGGGGCUGUUCUUGACUGGUUAUGGAUCAUUGGUAAUGGAACAUUCUGAAGAUAAUACUAAAUCUAUAUUUAUUGUAUUAAUCAACCCUCACUGAAUUUUUUAAAUUUAAUCACUUGUUAUAUUUUUUUU
Messenger RNA from Vigna radiata var. radiata (mung bean), 1731 nucleotides. Its product is annotated as equilibrative nucleotide transporter 3. Bases 391 to 1650 code for a protein of 419 amino acids. Lineage: Eukaryota; Viridiplantae; Streptophyta; Magnoliopsida; Fabales; Fabaceae. The record is from RefSeq and is a predicted model, not a curated record. Gene Ontology annotation, molecular function: nucleoside transmembrane transporter activity. Gene Ontology annotation, cellular component: plasma membrane. The transcript is spliced from 11 exons. Gene Ontology annotation, biological process: nucleoside transmembrane transport.